This is a messenger RNA of Macaca mulatta (Rhesus monkey), 2580 nucleotides long. RefSeq lists its product as uncharacterized. The record is from RefSeq and is a predicted model, not a curated record. Lineage: Eukaryota; Metazoa; Chordata; Mammalia; Primates; Cercopithecidae. Gene Ontology annotation, biological process: regulation of DNA-templated transcription.
AUGAAUAAAUUCUGCAGAGGACAUGGGGCUUUGGCUGCAGGGCCUAUAGGAGACCUUCCAGGUACCCUGGGCUUCCAGGUAGCAGAGCAGUCUCAGGACAUUAAGAGCUUUGACUUGGUGGUCAAGGGCACACAGGGAUCAGUGUCAUUUAAGGAUGUGACUGUGGGCUUCACUCAAGAGGAGUGGCAGCAUCCGGACCCUGCUCAGACGACCCUGUCCAGGGAUGUGAUGCUGGAGAACUACAGCCACUUUGUCUCAGUAGGGUAUUGCAUUCCUAAACCAGAAGUGAUCCUCAAGUUGGAGAAAGGCGAGGAGCCAUGGAUAUUAGAGGAGAAAUUUCCAUUACAGAGUCAUCUGGAAUUAAUUAAUACUAGUAGAAACUAUUCAAGAAUGAAAUUCAAUGAGUUUAACAAAGGUGGAAAAUGUUUCUGUGGAAAGCAUGAAAUAAUUCAUUUUGAAGAGGAAUCUUAUGAAUAUAAUAAAAAUGGGAACGGCUUCUGGCUGAGCCUCAUUUGGCAUCAGAAAAUUAAAAAUUGGGAGCAACCUUUUGAAUAUAAUAAAUAUGGGAAAGCUUUCACUGAGAAUUCACUCUUCCUUGUAUAUUAGAGAGCUUACACAGGACAGAAAACCUGCAAAUAUACGGAACAUGGGAAAACCUGUGGUAUGUCAUUUUUCAUUACUCAUCAGCAAACACAUCCAAAAGAGAACCACUAUGAAUGCAAAGAAUGUGGAGAAAAUAUCUUUGAGGAAUAUCUCCUUGAACAUCAGAGUGUUUACCCAUUCAGCCAGAGGUUAAAUCCCAUUCCAAUUCAGAGAACCCACUCAAUUUACAAUAUUAUUAAAUAUAAUGAAUGUGGAAACUUUGUCAGUGAAAAAUUAGUCCUUCAUUUACAACAUAGAACAUAUACAGGAUAAAAGCCUUAUGAAUGUCAUGAAUAUGGAAAAACCUUCACCCAGAAGUCAGCUCACACGAGACAUCAGAAAACACACACGGGAAAACCCUAUGAAUGUCAUGAAUGUGAGAAGACCUUCUGUAAGAAUUCAGACCUCAUUAAGCAUCAAAGAACUCACACAGGGGAGAGAUCUUACAGAUGUCUAGAAUGUGGGAAAUCCUUCAGUGAAAAGUCAGCCCUUACUCAACAUCAGAGAACACACACAGAGGAGAAACCAUAUGAAUGUCAUGAAUGUGGGAAAGUCUUCUCAUUUAAGUCAGUCCUUACAGUGCAUCAGAACACAGGGGAGAAGCCCUAUGAAUGCUAUGCAUGUGGGAAAGCCUUUCAGAAAUCAGACCUCAUUGAACAUCAAAGAAUUCACACAGGAGAAAAACCUUAUGAAUGUAAUGAAUAUGGGAAGUCAUUCUCUGAGAAGUCAACCCUUACUAAACAUCUAAGAACUCACACAGGUGAGAAACCUUAUAAAUGUAUUCAGUGUGGAGAAUUUUUCUGCUACUACUGAAGUUUCACAGAACAUCUGAGAAGACAUACAGGGGAGAAACCUUUCAGAUGUAAUGAAUGUGGGAAAACCUUCUAUCAGAAGUCGACCCUAAUUGUUCCCCAGAGAACUCAUAUAAGACAGAAACCCUACGAAUGUAAUGAAUGUGGAAAAUCAUUCUGUGUGAAGUCAAAACUCAUUGCACAUCAUAGCACACACACAGGGGAGAAACCCUAUGAAUGUAAUGUUUGUGGAAAAUCAUUCCAUAUUAAGUCAAAACUAACUGUACGUCAGAGAACACGCUUGGGGUGAAACCCUAGAGUUGUAGUAAGUGAGGGAAAUUACUCUGGGUGAAGUCAGAACUUUGUAGAACAGAGAACAUAAAGAGUGAGAGAAAUCUGUUAAUAUAAUGAUAAUGAGAACACCCUUGCCCUGAAGUCAAUUCUUACAGUAUAGAAGAAAACUUAAAGAGGGAAAAAACAAUGUGAAGAUAAUGGAAUGCAGGAAAACAUUAUUCUGGAAUUUGGACCAUACAUUAUAUUAUAAAACUGAAAGUGGAAAAAAAUUAUUGGUGAUUGAAUAUAGGAAACAUUUUGCUCAAUGUCACACCUCAGUAAACAUCAGAGAGUUCAUACAGGGUUAAAUGUGGCUCAGCAUCCCUAGGUUGAGAAGGGACACAUUUUUCUGCUACUCCAGUUUCACAGAACAUCUGAAAAGACACACAGGAGAGAAACCUUUUGGGUGUAAUGAAUGUGGGAAAGCCUUUCGUCAGAAGUCAGCCCUAAUUGUUCACCACAGAACGCAUAUAAGACAGAAACCCUAUGAAUAUAAUGAAUGUGGAAAAUCAUUCUGUCUGAAGUCAAGAGGCCAGAGAAAAUGCACAAACUAUAGGAAACUAUAGGAAAGAAUUUACUAUGAGGUUAUAUUUUAUAGAGCAUAUGUAAUAAGAAGUACCUUCUCAGUGAACAUCCCAUAGUAGAGAAAGUAUUUUUAAUUGUAUCCAAUGUGUGGACGUUUUAAGUUAAAAUCUAAAUUUAAUAUAGACCAGAGGUGUUGAUUUGCAGGAUAUCUAGCAAUUUAAGAAAAUGUGGAAAAAAGGUUUUUUCUUUCUUUCUUUCUUUCUUUCUUUUUAAUUUUGAGAUGGAGUCU